AUGAUGCUUCCUCUUGGCAUUCUCUUGGCCCCUCCCCAUACAGCAUCAUCACUUCAUUUGUCUCUAUACCAUCUCCCUGAAUCACAAUUAGAAUUUGCACAUGUUGCAGGCUCUCGGCUUGUUUUUCAAAUAUCUUAUUAUGCUAAACACGAAUACACAAACCAUAAUGCGACAGGCCUUGAGAUGCGGCUCAACUCGCCAGUCCAAAGUCGUGCGCCCCACACUUGGCGUGUCCUUUUUACGUGCGUCGACAAAAGGGGCUCGUUCGUUUGCUUCGCCACCUGUGGCUUUGUUGAUCUAGUUCAAACCGUGAGGCUCGAAGUCACGUCUCAGAAGUCGUAUUCGAUCCUGGAAAAUCCCACCAAAAUCGCGAUGUCGGACUCGCUUCAAAUGCUUCCGAUGGUGGAUAAUGGUCUGAUGCACGAGCAUUCAAACCAACAAGUGGAUGCUCGGUUGCUCGGUUCUGAUCUCAAGGAACAAAGACGCUUUCAGUGUCCCAACUGCGACUCUGGCUUUACAAGGAAACACAACUUGAAAUCACACAUGUUGACUCACACUCAGGAGAAGCCGUUUGUGUGUGACUCGUGUGGUUCGAAAUUUCGCAGGCAGCACGAUCUCAAGCGCCACUACAAGCUGCACACCGGCGAGAAGCCGUUCAAGUGCAACAAGUGCAACCGCAAGUUCGCGCGUAGUGACGCGUUGGACCGCCACAACAAGUCUAAUUCUGGAUGUGCAGUUGGAAAUCCUGACGAGGAUGAUGAGGAUGAUGAGUCGUUGAUGUCCGGGUUUGGAACUCAACGCCACGAGGCGUCGGACGCGGCUGCCCUAGCAGGAAGAUACCAGGCCCAGUGGAAACCUGUUCGCACAAAUUCGAUUGACAUGAUGCAAUCGAAUGUGCAGUCGAUCCACCAGCAGGCUGCCGCUCUCUUGGAUAAUCCGGGUCUUGGGAUGCAGUUGUCGUUUUCGCCCCAAUUCCGCUCUGAGAAACAGAGUCCUCGCAAUGCGCAGCAGUUGGCCUCUCGUGCGGUGAACCAGCAAUCACACCCUCAGCAACAAAGCAAGCAAAUGCAGCAAAACCAGAAGGCGGGGUCCAAAAAGGACCAGCCGUUUUCGGGCGACCAGGAGAUGCUUGCUCAUGUAGCGUUGCUGGAAAGCAAAGUGAUGUCGUUAGAGAGGCGGGUUGGAGAGUUAGAGGGUUUUUUGCACCAGAAGGUAUGA
Molecule: messenger RNA, 1218 nt
Organism: Kuraishia capsulata CBS 1993
Lineage: Eukaryota; Fungi; Ascomycota; Pichiomycetes; Pichiales; Pichiaceae
Exons: 1
Coding region: 1-1218 (405 amino acids)
Biological process (GO): regulation of DNA-templated transcription
Molecular function (GO): DNA-binding transcription factor activity, RNA polymerase II-specific; RNA polymerase II cis-regulatory region sequence-specific DNA binding
Source: RefSeq, a predicted model, not a curated record